Molecule: messenger RNA, 897 nt
Organism: Aphis gossypii (cotton aphid)
Lineage: Eukaryota; Metazoa; Arthropoda; Insecta; Hemiptera; Aphididae
Gene: Sec22
Product: vesicle-trafficking protein SEC22b
Exons: 5
Coding region: 152-793 (213 amino acids)
Biological process (GO): endoplasmic reticulum to Golgi vesicle-mediated transport; vesicle fusion with Golgi apparatus; retrograde vesicle-mediated transport, Golgi to endoplasmic reticulum
Cellular component (GO): SNARE complex; ER to Golgi transport vesicle membrane; Golgi membrane
Molecular function (GO): SNAP receptor activity
Source: RefSeq, a predicted model, not a curated record
AAAUAAUUCCAACACGUAUAUAUAUUUCAUUAUUUCAUAAUUCAUUCAUUUAAAAAAAAACUUAUGUACAUUUAUUGUAACAAAAGCAGUUUAAAUACACUUUAAUUUGCAUUGUGUUUAUAUUCACCGAGUGAUUUAUUUGCGUUUAAAUAUGGUUUUGUUAACUAUGAUAGCGAGAAUUCCUGAUGGAUUACCAUUAGCUGCAUCCAUGCAAGAUGACGAACAGGUUGGGAGAAAAUUAAUUGAAUACCAAAAUCAAGCAAAACUUCUGUUUAAAAAAUUAAACUUUCAGUCUCCAAAACAAUGUACGAUUGAAUCUGUACCUUAUUACUUUCACUAUUUAAUUGAAAGAGAUGUUUGUUACUUGGUAUUAUGUGAAAAAAACUUCUCAAAACGUUCUGCAUUCAGUUUUCUGGAAGAUAUUGCAGCUGAAUUUAAUAGACUGUAUGGACGACAAGUAUCAACAGUUUCACGGCCUUACACACUUAUUGAAUUUGAUAACUAUAUUCAAAAAGCAAAGAAAAAUUAUAUAGAUUCUAGAGUACGUAGAAAUUUAAAUUCAUUAAACAAUGAACUUCAAGAUGUACAAAGAAUAAUGGUUCAAAAUAUUGAUGAUGUUUUACAAAGAGGAACUGUUUUAUCAGAACUUGAUACAAAAGCACAAAAUUUAUCUAUAUUAUCAAAAAAAUACAAAAAAGAAGCAACCAAUCUCAACCUUAAAUCAAUGUAUAUAAAACUUACAGUUGCAGCAGUUUUUGUUAUUUUAUUAUUUUUAUAUUUUUACGUUUUAUAAAUAAUAGUUGGUAACUUAUUUAUUACUAAAUAAUUAUAUGGUCGGGGGGAAAUUAUUUUAAAAACUUUUUACCUAUUAUAAUAAAUAAAUAAUAAUCAUCAGAA